This is a messenger RNA of Coregonus clupeaformis (lake whitefish), 4100 nucleotides long. Its product is annotated as homeobox protein Mohawk-like. The transcript is spliced from 8 exons. The record is from RefSeq and is a predicted model, not a curated record. Gene Ontology annotation, molecular function: DNA-binding transcription factor activity, RNA polymerase II-specific; RNA polymerase II cis-regulatory region sequence-specific DNA binding. Gene Ontology annotation, cellular component: nucleus. Bases 200 to 1315 code for a protein of 371 amino acids. Lineage: Eukaryota; Metazoa; Chordata; Actinopteri; Salmoniformes; Salmonidae. Gene Ontology annotation, biological process: muscle organ development; regulation of transcription by RNA polymerase II; cell development.
CUUAGAACGGGAACAUGUGAGCAGGGAAUGGACAACUGGAAGCAGGAUUACUACACACUACACAGAGACGCAGGCAGGCUACCGUACAGGGGACUCACCGGGACACUGGGACAGCAGCUUCAAUAAGAAGUGAAGUGCAACAAUAUUUGAGAAAUAUAAUUUUACGAAGCAGAGAUAACGGAGGAAUACCGAACCAAAGAUGAAUACUAUUGUGUUUAACAAAUUGAGUAACCAGGUCCUCUUCGAUGAGAAGACGAAGGAGGUCGAGAGGAGCAGCAUAAAUUAUUUAGAGGUAAUAGAUGGACAGCAUCCGGACCUUCAUCCAGACCUUCUAUCAAGCAAUCAUCAAGUUAUUAAAGACAACAACGGCAUCAGACACAGGAGGUCUACAGUCUGCGAUCUUGACAACUACGUCAUGAAAACAAAAUCAGAAAAGGGCCGUCAGAGCAGCGGGAAGGUGCGACACAAGCGUCAGGCCCUUCAGGACAUGGCACGGCCCCUGAAGCAGUGGCUCUACAAACACAGGGACAACCCAUACCCCACUAAGACGGAAAAAAUUCUGCUAGCCCUUGGCUCUCAAAUGACCUUGGUCCAGGUCUCUAAUUGGUUUGCCAACGCCAGACGGAGGCUGAAGAACACAGUGAGACAGCCAGACCUGAGCUGGGCCCUGCGCAUCAAACUCUACAACAAAUACGUCCAAGGCAAUGCAGAGAGACUGAGUGUCAGCAGCGAUGACACCUGCUCAGAAGACGGGGACAACACUCAGCGGACGCAGACGAGUGGCGGUGAGUUUAGCAAGCCCAUGUACCAGAGCGUCAUCAAGAAAGAGGGCGCCGCCAUGAUGGGGGUGGGGCUCCGGGCCGCUGCCUCAUUGGCCGAGGACUAUGUGACUCCGCCUCCCAAGUACAAGAGUAGCUUGCUCCACCGGUACCUCAACGAUUCGCUGCGACACGUGAUGGUAGCCAACGCCGUCAUGGAUGCCAGGAAGAGGAACCACUCGGGAUCCUUCAGCUCCAACGAGUACGACGACGAUCUCCUCUCCCCGUCGUCCUCAGAAACCGAGGCAAACUUUGUUUAUCGAGCUGAAACCAUGGAUCAUGGAUCAAGUAAAUGUGACAAGGGUGGCGUUCUGAAGGAGAAGGUACGGGGCAAAGACGAGACGUACUGGAAAGAGAUCAACGCAGCCAUGGCCUUGACUAACCUGGCACAGGGAAAGGACAGCAAUGCAUCAGGGACGACCAGCUGCAUCAUCCAAAAGUCCUCUCAUAUAUCAGAAGUAAAGACUGUCAAAGUGCCUCUGGUGCAGAAGUACUAGCGCCUAUCACAGAGUCUUCUGUCUCAAACUAAUCUUCCCUUCCACUCUCUAUGCAACACCAACAUUCCCUCUGAAAACUCACUCUGAAGAGUCAGUCAAAAAGCGAAACAAAGAAACAAGUACUCUCUUCUUUUGUUCUGUUUGUUUUACUGUAUGUUGGUAUAAAUGCAACAGAACUGAAGACAACCUAUCUUGUGUGUCGGUCUGUGUUUUAAAAAAAAACUGCAGUACAUGCAUUAGACAAGUGUUGAUAUGAUCGUCUUUAACUGCAUUAUUUUGUUCUGAACGAGACACUUUUGUAAUGUUAAUUUAUUCGUUUUUUUAUACUCCGAAAUUUGUAUUGUAGUUUUGCCAAAGUGCCUUUUGGAAGCAGAGCAACACACCCUGUGUGGUAAAUAAUGUACAGACAGAGUGUCUCUGGGAACAUAAAGGACUAUCUGAAGUAGAAAUAUAUGGUCAUAUAAGCUUCUUCUGAAGCAGUCCCUUUCUCCCUGAUAUGUGCCUUACAAUGUGGAUGAAUUUAGCUCAUCAUCGAGGCACUGCUGUUAAAUAACAUCUGAACUGAUCUAAUUUAUCAAGACACACACACCAUGUUAAGCCACAUCUCCCUGAUGGCAUUGUGUAUGUUUUGUCUGAGUCCUCAUUAUGACUGUAAAUUGAACACUGUUAUGUCUCAGACAGAAUACAACAGAUCUGCCAACAAUAACUGUGAAUAUAUAUAAAGUUCACUCCAGUUCAGCCAAACACUGACAUGAAGCCCUCGAGAGUUAGAAUCGAUAGGAUACCAGCAGAUCCACUGUGCUGUUGAUAGUCACCACCACCAUCAUGUUUUCCACAGCUCGGCCUUGGGGUUUUAUUUUCCAAAGUGGAAGGAUUCUUAUCAAGGCUUUAGCCUGGAAAGCCCAAGCAAAUGUUGAACCAGCACCAUCAUACAGGCACGCUCACGUGCACACACACACGCAGGCAGGCGCACACACACACACACCUGGUCGAAGGUUUGGUUGGCAAAGGGCUGUAUCUGUUUAAACAAAGAGGGUCAUGAACUAAAGGGAUGUUUUUGUUUCUGUUGUCAGUGUUGUAUUAUAUGAACUACAGUGUCGCUGCCUUCUCUCUCUCACAUGUUUCCGUUCAUAACAAGGUACUUCAACAGUGAAAAAAAGACAGGCUCACCAGGCCGUUUGAUCCUACACUCCUCCUCAGCUGUUUAGAAUCACAUUCAAAUUGCUGUUUACAAGAAGAGAGAGAGAGAGAGAGAGACAGAGAGAGAGAAUUCCCUUUUCAAAAAUUGCCUUUUCAGUAUUAUCUUUUUGUCAGAAGGCAAAGCAAGUAUUUGUUAUUUUGAGUUUGUUUAUUGCAGCGGUUGUUCUGUUUUUAUCAAAGUUUUACUUGGUUUUACUUAGCCAUACCGCAUUACGUUUUUUUUUUUGUUGACCGAAUGGAAAGAAUCCUCCUUAAAUAGUUAUAAAGUAUGUACAGUGCAUAUGUUAUUUACAUUGUAGCAACCCAAUGCCAAGUACUGAGAGAAAUCAAGUUGGACUGUUUGAGUAACUGUAGUCGGUCAUUUUCUGCCGACUCACUAAUUGUAUGUAUAUCUUCAAGGUACUGUUUAUGUGUCAAAAUGUACACUUCUUUAUUCUCUCUGCUGUUUGGGCCCUUUGUUUGACAACCUAGACUGUGCUUGUGAUCAAGGGUUGAUUGAGAAAAGCUGCACAAAGUUACUUUUAGAAACUACUCUUAAUCUUGAAUGUGCAAACCGUUAUAAGCUGCAGUUAGCUCUCUGUUCUCCACUAGAAAGAAACAGAAGAAAAGCCGUCACUGAGAAUUUAUGGGAUUGAGUUGAGGGGGAAAACAAUGUGUUGAUUAUACAUAUCUUGUUAAACCAUGCACGCACACACACACACACACACACACACAAACACACACACACACACACACACACACACACACACACACACACACACACACACACACACACACACACACACACACACACACACACUAAUUUUUGUUAGCGUGCCUAUGGUAGCAGCGUAAUAAUGUAAGGAAUCACACUAGCCAAUCCCCAGGCACUAUAUUCUCAUGCGGGAGACUGUGGUCCACAUGUGUUUUUUAUACACCUGAUCCUGUAAGAGGCGCUCUAGGGUAACCCUUUCCCUCGCUCAGUGUGUUAAUAAUCCAUCAAUAUGUUUAGCCUGGGCACAACCCUCACACCUCACACGGAAUGCAGCCCAUUCCAUACGGAAUACAACCCCAUUCAUACGGAACACAGUUGCCAGAGAGACUAAGGCUUCAAAAGCACAGAACAGAACAGCCAUUGUUAUACCUGUAGUCAAUCAGCAACUACGCUGAGUGUACAAAACAUUAAGAACACCUCGUCUGAGGGUAAAAGGUGUGGGGGGGGGGGAUGCAACACAAUAUUAGGAAAGUGUUCCUAAUGUUCGGUAUACUCAUUGUAUAACUGUACCCCAAAGCUUUGGUUCGGUAUGAUACUUAUUUUCCUGUGCACAAACUCGUGCUUUCGAACAAAUAUUGCAAACGGAGAGCAAUUUACUUUUGUCAUAUUUCAGAAAAUCUAUAAAUUAUUAAGGAUUGUAAAAAAAAAGAAGCUGGUGAUAUUAGUCCGUUUUUUUUUAUUGUUAAGUUAUAUGAGUUCAAAUUUUUUGAUAGAGACUGGAUUGUUAUCCAAUGACCAAAUGCAUAAUAUCUCAUUGUAUUGUCUGAUUUUGCUUUUAUAUAACAUUUUAUUUUGUUAUACUAUGGUUACUUCCACAAAUCAAUGAAUAAA